UAUAAAUAUUAUCGAUGUAUUGUAUAAAAAUUCCCAUGAAAUAGUAUUUGGACCUGCUAUUCUUAGAUCAUGGUUAGUUUAAAAAAUAUACAUUGUUCUUUGUCAUAAAUAUAUUAUAAAAAUUGAAUUAACCAGGAGGAUAAAAAUAUUUCUAAAAUAUUUAUUGUGUAGAAAGAAUUGGACUAAAUUUAAUAUCAUGGAAAAAUCACAGAAAAUGCCAAAAGUGGCAAAGGUUAAAAAUAAAGCACCUGCUGAAAUUCAAAUAACAGCAGAGCAACUUUUGCGGGAGGCAAAAGAACGGGACCUAGAAAUCUUACCACCACCACCAAAACAAAAGAUUUCUGAUCCUCAUGAGUUAGCUGAUUAUCAACAUCGGAAACGUAAAGCUUUUGAAGAUAAUAUUCGUAAAAAUCGUAUGGUGAUUUCAAAUUGGAUAAAAUAUGCUCAAUGGGAAGAAAGUCAAAAGCAGAUACAACGAGCAAGAUCCAUAUAUGAACGUGCUUUAGAUGUUGACCAUAGAAACAUUACAUUAUGGCUCAAAUACACAGAAAUGGAAAUGCGAAAUCGUCAAGUAAAUCAUGCCAGAAAUUUAUGGGACCGUGCUGUUACUAUAUUACCUAGAGCAAAUCAAUUUUGGUAUAAAUACACUUAUAUGGAAGAAAUGUUAGAAAAUAUUGCUGGAGCACGUCAGGUAUUUGAAAGAUGGAUGGAAUGGGAACCUGAUGAACAGGCAUGGCAAACAUACAUCAAAUUUGAAUUGAGAUAUAAGGAAAUUCAGAGAGCUAGACAAAUUUAUGAACGUUUUGUAAUGGUACAUCCUGAUGUUAAGCACUGGAUAAAAUAUGCACGAUUUGAAGAAUCUCAUGGUUUUAUUAAUGGUGCUCGCAAUGUUUAUGAACGCGCCAUUGAUUUUUAUGGCGACGAAAAUUUGGAUGAAAGGCUAUUUAUUGCAUUUGCAAAGUUUGAGGAAGGACAAAGAGAACAUGAUCGAGCCAGAGUAAUUUAUAAGUAUGCAUUAGAUCAUAUUCCAAAAGAGAAAACACAGGAAAUUUAUAAAGCAUACACAAUACAUGAGAAAAAAUAUGGAGAUCGUUCAGGUAUUGAAGAUGUAAUAGUAAGUAAACGAAAAUAUCAAUACGAGCAAGAAGUGAAAGAAAAUCCUUCUAAUUAUGAUGCCUGGUUCGAUUACUUGAGAUUAGUAGAAUCAGAAGGGAAUGUGGAUGUCAUUAGGGAAACUUACGAACGUGCGAUAGCCAAUGUACCACCAACUAAAGAAAAGCUAUUUUGGAGAAGAUAUAUUUAUCUUUGGAUAAAUUAUGCUCUUUUUGAGGAACUUGAUACUGAAGAUAUAGAAAGAUGCAGACAAGUCUAUAAAGCUUGCUUAGAAUUAAUUCCUCACAAACAUUUCACUUUCUCUAAAAUCUGGUUAUUUUAUGCGUAUUUUGAAAUAAGACAGAAAAAUCUCACAGCAGCUAGAAAAAAAUUAGGUAUGGCAUUGGGUAUUUGUCCUAGAGAUAAAUUAUAUCGUGGAUACAUUGAUUUAGAAAUACAAUUGAGAGAAUUUGAUAGAUGUAGAAUUUUAUAUGAAAAAUUCCUCGAAUUUGGACCAGAAAAUUGUACUACAUGGAUGAAGUUCGCAGAGUUAGAAACGCUUUUGGGCGAUGUAGAACGAGCACGAGCUAUUUACGAAUUAGCUAUAUCGCAGCCAAGAUUGGAUAUGCCAGAACUCUUAUGGAAAUCAUAUAUUGAUUUUGAAAUAUCACAAGAUGAAACAGAAAACGCAAGGCAAUUAUUCGAAAGAUUAUUGGAACGUACACUUCAUGUUAAAGUUUGGAUUGCCUAUGCUAAGUUUGAAUUAGCUAAUUCGACAACUGAGGAUGGUCUGGAUAAUGUUGUGCUGGCAAGAAGAAUUUUUGAACGUGGAAACGAUGCACUUAGAUCGAACGGUGAUAAAGAAAGUAGAGCAUUGCUUUUAGAAGCAUGGAGAGAUUUUGAAAGUGAGAAAGGAGAUGAUGACACUCGAGCUAAAAUUAUGGAAAAAAUGCCCCGAAGGAUUAAACGUAGAAGACGUAUUGUUGGAGAAGAUGGGAGUGAUGAUGGUUGGGAAGAAGUAUUUGAUUUUGUUUUCCCAGAAGAUGAAUCACAGAGACCUAAUCUUAAAUUCUUGGCAUCUGCUAAAGCUUGGAUGAAACAGAAAGAAAUGAAUGACAAAAAUGAAAAUAAUCAGAUAGAUUCCAAUAGUUAGAAAAAUAUUUUUUUUAUUUAGAAACAAUGUACUGUUCUUGUAAAUAAAUUAAUGUUUGAUUUUUUCACUGUAAAUAAAAAUAUUAAUUAGCUUUUAAUUUUUUUAAGAGCAUCAAUUCCUUUUUUUCAAAUUUUAAGAUUCUACUUAGUUCACUCUAUACUAGACAUACUAAGAGAUACUAAGUUUAUAAUUUAAAAAAUCAUAAUAUAAUGUAUUAAAUCUUGGUCAUUUUUGUAACUAUAUAGAAUUUAUAUAAAGUGGCUCAGUUAAGUGAGAUCAUCUAAAUUUUUGCCUUAUUUAUUGUUGCACGAAAAAUGUUUUCAGGACAAAGUUACAGUAUUUGAUCAUUUCAUGGUCAUUUUUAGAAAUAGAACCUCAUUUUUCGAUAUCUUUGUAGAAUGUGACAAAACAAAUUCAGCAAUCUUAAUAAUCAUACAGUUCCUAUCAUAUAAUCUUGAGAUAUUUGCAUGUGGCAUAUAAAACCGUGGUCUAAAUGCGUAAGAAAUUUGUAAGAUUCUUAAGGAAAAUAUAAACAAUAUGAGGAAUAAAAAAUAA
Molecule: messenger RNA, 2800 nt
Organism: Bombus impatiens (common eastern bumble bee)
Lineage: Eukaryota; Metazoa; Arthropoda; Insecta; Hymenoptera; Apidae
Gene: crn
Product: protein crooked neck
Exons: 14
Coding region: 197-2245 (682 amino acids)
Biological process (GO): spliceosomal complex assembly; mRNA splicing, via spliceosome
Cellular component (GO): Prp19 complex; precatalytic spliceosome; post-mRNA release spliceosomal complex
Molecular function (GO): protein binding
Source: RefSeq, a predicted model, not a curated record